AUGCUGCAAGCUAGAGAUGAAAUGGAACAUGGUAUUUGGUGGGAACCCAAGAAUGAAUCUUCUUCAAUUUGGUUUGAUAAUUGGUCUAAGAUAGGUGCUUUGCAUGAUCUGAUACCUAAUCAUUAUCAGAAUGAAGGUUUAGGAGAUGAGCUUGAAGAGUUGAUGAGUGAAAAUCAAUGGAACUAUGCAAAGCUACAAGAGGUGUUACCAGUAGAUAUUGUUAAUCAUGUUAGAAUGGAACUGGCACAUUUUAUGAGAACAAAUGAGAUAGAUAAGACAUGGUGGAUGUUCACAAGUUCUGGUAAGUUUACAGUUAAAAGUGCAUGGGAGGAGUUGAGAAAUAGAAAGCAGAUAUCAACUGUUUGUGACAAAUUAUGGAUUAAAGGCUUGCCAUACAAAAUCUCAUUUUUCCUAUGGAGAGUUUGGUAUUGGAAUUUACCUAUAGAUGAAGUGUUGAUGAGAAUGAGAAUCAGCAUAGUCUCAAGGUGUUGGUGUUCUCAGAAUCAGCAGGAAACCAUGGAUCAUAUUUUCAUUACAGGUCCUUUUGCAACUAUAAUAUGGCAUUAUUUCUCAAUUGGAGCAGGUGUCUUGGGCCCUUUCCUACAGGUUAAGCAGACAAUCUUGUGUUGGUGGAACUUUCAAACUACUGCAAGAUUGAAGCCUCUAUAUCAAGCAAUUCCUGCAUUGGUUUUAUGGCAAAUUUGGAAGAGCAGGAACACUAGAAGGCAUGGAGGGGCUGUUUCUCAGAACAAGGUCAUACAUGAGGUCAACAGGAACAUAUAUAUGCUAGCAAAGAAGAGAUAUCCUUGGCUGCAGAACAUGCCUAAAUGGUGGCCUAGGAUAGUUGAAUUACUAGAGAACUACAGGCUGCCAUUAAUAUAUAAACAGGUUAAGUGGACAUUUCCAGAUAGAGGAUGCUUCAAAUGCAACACUAAUGGUGCUUCUAAAGGGAAUCCAGGACCAAGUUCAGCAGCCUUUUGUAUUAGAGAUAGUUCAGCAGAGUUUAUAUAUGCUAUGGCAAGGAUAUUAACUGAGACAACUAAUCUAGUUGCUGAAGCUGUGGCCAUUUAG
This is a messenger RNA of Lycium barbarum (goji berry), 1071 nucleotides long. RefSeq lists its product as uncharacterized. Bases 1 to 1071 code for a protein of 356 amino acids. The transcript has a single exon. Gene Ontology annotation, molecular function: nucleic acid binding. NCBI's taxonomy places the organism in Eukaryota, Viridiplantae, Streptophyta, Magnoliopsida, Solanales, Solanaceae. The record is from RefSeq and is a predicted model, not a curated record.